AUGUGGCAGAUCGGAAUCCCAUACGAUUUGGUCGAGCAUGUCAUGUGCAAAUCAUUCGGCGGUACCCUUGAUGGAGCAGCUCUGGAACGACUCAUGAAUGUUCCCCCCGGAUCCAUCUCCUGCCUGUCUGACCUAAUCAACGCUUUUUAUCAACAGUUCGCCAGCAGUCGCCAAUUGGAGAAGCAAACCAGUGACCUCUAUCGGUUGGUUCAAGGACCAACCGAGUCGGUACGCGAUUACUUUAACCGCUUUAAUUGUGAAAAAAUUAGUAUAAAAAACUGUGAUGUCAGGACAGCUAUCGAGGCAUUCAAAAGAGGUCUCAUCCCCAACUCGGAAUUGUACCGGGAAAUAACCAAAUACCCCUGUGCAACCUUCGAGGAGGUGCGAUCGAGAGCCACCGCCCAAAUGCGGAUUGAAGACGACGAGGUCAUCCGGACGGCAUCCCAACGAUCAACAGGGGGCAGCGGCGACAGAAGAUCGUACACCCCGAGGAAUAGCAGCUGGCGACACCAGCCGUAUAAUCGGCAAAACCAGGUACAAAAUGUCAAUCAAUAUGAUGAUGCUAACAGUGUUUACAGGAAUGAACGGGUCGUGUAUCCCCCCAUCUCCGAAUAUGGCUUCAACGUCGACAUCGGAGGCGUGGUGAACGCCCUUCAAAAUGUAGGUGGUACCAUCAGAUGGCCUAAGAAGAGCGACAUACCAGACUCCAUGAAGGACAUGAGCAAGUGGUGCGACUUCCACCGCGGCAAUGGCCACACAACCGAGGAGUGCAUUUCCCUCAAAAAGGAGGUAGCAUAUCUAUUGAAAAGAGGACACCUGAAGGAGCUGCUGAGCGACAAAGGGAAGGAGACGUACAACAAGGACAACAACACCCAGCCCAGCCCGGCACCAGGCGGCGACCGACCGGCCCCGCCCAUGUUCGAAAAAUUGGUAAAUGUUAUCUCUGGUGGUUCAGAUAUCUGUGGACUAACUUCUUCUGCAGCUAAAAAAAUCAACAGAGGCGAAUCUGAAGCCGUCAAAGAGGGGCAGACCGAAGAUGAAGUGGCACUCGACAAAUCAUUAGCAGCAAUGACAAUAACCUUCGACGACUCAGAUUCAACCGACGCACAACAGGAACACCACGACGGGCUAGUCAUAUCGCUCCCAAUAGGCAACGCUCUAAUCAAAAGGAUACUGAUCGACAACGGCAGUUCAGCGAACGUACUGUUCUUAGAGGCUCUACAAGAAAUGGGACUUGAAGAAAAGAGUAUAAUCAAAAGGUCGACGGUCUUAGUAGGGUUCAGUGGAAAGUCGCUACGGACAGUAGGGGAGAUAUCGCUGCCUACGUACGCAGAAGGUGUUAAUGUGAUGACCAAGUUCAAAGUCGUCGACUGCCCAUCAGCAUACAACUUCAUCCUAGGACGACCAUGGAUCCACAAAAUGAAAGCAGUGCCAUCAACAUACCACCAAUCAAUCAAGUUUCCAACCAAAUGGGGGGUCAUGGAAAUCAAAGGACAACAAAGGGACGCGAAGAAAUGUUAUGAAACGGCGCUGAAACCAUCAAGGCCGUCCAUCUAG
Messenger RNA from Spinacia oleracea (spinach), 1557 nucleotides. RefSeq lists its product as uncharacterized. The transcript has a single exon. Bases 1 to 1557 code for a protein of 518 amino acids. Lineage: Eukaryota; Viridiplantae; Streptophyta; Magnoliopsida; Caryophyllales; Amaranthaceae. The record is from RefSeq and is a predicted model, not a curated record.